Durio zibethinus is the source of this 684-nucleotide messenger RNA. Lineage: Eukaryota; Viridiplantae; Streptophyta; Magnoliopsida; Malvales; Malvaceae. The record is from RefSeq and is a predicted model, not a curated record.
AUGUCUGUUGAAGAGCUAGAUGCCAAUGUGAAACAAUCUUUCUUAGUUUGGCGCAGGAGUUUGGCAAGACUUAAGGAGAAUGAGAAGCUUGGUCUUACUCCAUUUGAGAAGAACUUGGAUCCGGAGGCGGCUUUGCUUGUUAUGGUUGUUGAUGCAAGUGUCCCUCUGUUUUGCAACUGUCUUGAUCUUGAGGCAUAUGCAAGAGAGAUUGAUGAGCAUAAGAGAACAUUGCUUAUUGUAAACAAGGCAGUUCUUCUGCCAGUUUCUAUCAGCAUGCAAAAGAGUGAUGAUCCUGACACAAAAGUAUAUGCGAGGGAGAAGCUCUUGGCCCGUUUACAGUCUAAAGCAGAAGAAAUAGUCAAAAUGAGAAAAUCAGGCUGCAGUACCUCCAGGUCAUCCAAUAUUCAAUCUCCUAGUGGCAAUGCUGAAGGAACUUCAGCACCAAAUAAUGUAGUGGAGGGCUUUGUGGGGUAUCCUAAUGUUGGUAAAAGCUCAACUAUAAAUGCUUUGUUAGGCCAGAAACGUGCCUGUGUUACCUCCACUCCAGGGAAGACAAAGCAUUUCCAGACAUUAAUAAUUUCUGAUGAGCUGACUCUAUGUGAUUGUCCUGGAUUGGUGUUUCCAUCUUUCUCAAGCUCAAGAUAUGAGAUGAUUGCGUCAGGGGUGUUGCCAUUGAAAAGAUGA